CGGCUCUGGAGCAUAAACAAGAGUGGGGACGGUAUGAGGCGGCAGUUGGUCCCCGCGCAGCGAGAGGGGGCGAGCGGGGCGGCGACCCGGACCGGGUACAGAUCCUGAGUGUAGCGUGCUCCCGCGGGCCGCCCGACUUGAGCCGCGCGCGCUCCCGCCAAGGGGGUCCGAGUCCGUCGCGCGCGCGCAGCCAUGAACCUGGCAAGCCAGAGCGGAGAGGCCGGCGCCGGCCAGCUGCUGUUCGCCAACUUCAACCAGGAUAACACGUCCCUAGCUGUUGGUAGUAAGUCCGGGUAUAAGUUUUUCUCCCUAUCUUCUGUGGAUAAGCUGGAACAGAUCUAUGAAUGCACUGACACCGAAGAUGUCUGCAUCGUGGAGAGAUUGUUCUCAAGCAGCUUGGUGGCCAUCGUCAGCCUCAAAGCUCCCAGGAAGCUGAAGGUUUGCCACUUUAAGAAGGGGACUGAGAUUUGCAACUACAGCUACUCCAACACCAUCCUGGCUGUGAAGCUGAACAGGCAGAGGCUCAUCGUGUGUCUAGAAGAGUCGCUCUAUAUACACAACAUCCGGGACAUGAAGGUACUUCAUACCAUCCGAGAGACACCCCCGAACCCUGCAGGCUUGUGUGCACUGUCAAUAAACAAUGACAACUGCUACUUGGCGUACCCAGGGAGUGCGACCAUUGGAGAGGUGCAGGUCUUCGACACCAUUAACUUGAGGGCUGCAAACAUGAUCCCAGCUCAUGACAGUCCCUUAGCAGCCCUGGCUUUUGACGCAAGUGGGACCAAGCUUGCCACUGCUUCUGAGAAGGGGACUGUGAUUCGAGUGUUCUCCAUUCCAGAGGGACAGAAGCUGUUUGAGUUCAGGAGAGGAGUGAAAAGGUGUGUGAGCAUCUGCUCCCUGGCCUUCAGCAUGGACGGCAUGUUUCUCUCCGCAUCCAGCAACACCGAAACAGUGCACAUCUUCAAACUUGAAGCCGUGAGGGAAAAACCUCCGGAAGAGCCCACCACCUGGACUGGCUACUUUGGGAAGGUUCUCAUGGCAUCUACCAGCUACCUGCCCUCACAAGUGACAGAAAUGUUCAAUCAGGGAAGGGCCUUUGCCACCGUCCGCCUGCCAUUUUGUGGCCACAAAAACAUCUGCUCACUCACCACAAUUCAGAAGAUCCCGCGAUUGCUGGUGGGAGCGUCGGAUGGUUAUUUGUACAUGUACAACCUGGACCCCCAGGAAGGCGGCGAGUGCGCCCUGAUGCGUCAGCACAGGCUUGAUGGCAGCAUGGAGACGACCAGUGAAAUUGUAGACUCUGCAUCUCAUGACUGCCCCUUAGUAACGCAGACAUACGGCACAGCAGCUGCCAAAGGUGCCUAUGUGCCCUCGUCCCCAACAAGACUUGGUAAAGGACAGGACGCCAACUUGGAAGCCUACACCGAUGACCUGGGUGCUGUGGGUGGCGCAUGCCUAGAGGAUGAAGCCAGCGCUCUACGCCUGGAUGAAGAUAGUGAACAUCCUCCCAUGAUUCUCCGGACUGACUGAUCCUGACCUGUGAACUCUGGCCCAGGAGCAGACAACACUGGCCUGGCUGAGGACUUGAGCAUUGCUGCUAUGAACUUUGACCUGAAUUGAGGGAGAGGAUGGCAGAGACUUUAAAGCAAAGAGAUUGUAGUUAUAGCCUAUCCAUACUGUUGAGAAAAUACAGGUUUCACUUCAGUGACUAA
This is a messenger RNA of Rattus norvegicus (Norway rat), 1712 nucleotides long. It is a transcript of the gene Wipi2, whose product is annotated as WD repeat domain, phosphoinositide interacting 2. NCBI's taxonomy places the organism in Eukaryota, Metazoa, Chordata, Mammalia, Rodentia, Muridae. The transcript has 12 exons. Gene Ontology annotation, cellular component: membrane; phagophore assembly site; phagophore assembly site membrane. Gene Ontology annotation, biological process: protein localization to phagophore assembly site; autophagosome assembly; response to stress. The coding region runs from base 193 to 1530 and encodes 445 amino acids. The record is from RefSeq and is marked provisional. Gene Ontology annotation, molecular function: phosphatidylinositol-3,5-bisphosphate binding; phosphatidylinositol-3-phosphate binding.